AUGUCCACCUCCCAGAAAGCACUCCACGGCAAGAUCGCCCUGGUCAGCGGUUCUUCUUCUGGGAUUGGGGCCGCAAUUGCAGAGGAACUCGCUGCACGUGGCGCCACGGUCAUCAUCAAUUACCCACAUCCAUCAGAAGAGCCCUCUGCGAAAGAAGUACUAUCAAAGAUAUCCAACAACGACCGAGCCGAAUCACUAAUGGUCCAAGCCGAUCUCGCAACUACCGAUGGGCCCGGGAUUCUCGCAGACGUCAUAUCCGUAAAGUUCGGAAAGCUCGAUAUUCUUGUGAAUAAUGCGGGUCGCAAUGCAUUUUGCGAUAUAGCUACAGCAACUGACGCGGAGGUCAAUAAGUUAUGGGAUGACAUAGUGGGCGUCAAUGGUCGGGGGACAUUGCUGCUCACUCGAGCUGUCCUCCCAAUAUUAUCUCCGGCCAACUCCCGUAUUAUUAAUAUCGGGAGCAUCAGCUCGCGUGAUCCCGAUCCAAAUUUGAGUAUCUACGCCGGAACCAAAGGCAUGAUAGAGUCUUUUACCCGUUGUUGGGCUCGAGACUUUCCGCGCAGGUACAGAUGUACUGUCAACACAGUUGCGCCCGGGCCGGUAGCUACAGAAAAGCUACUUGCAGCCCCGGAAAGCUAUUCGGGUAUUUUGCGGGAAAAGUGGGAUAGAACGCCUGCGGCAGCUCGUUUUGCAAAACAGGAGGAGGUGGCUUGGGUAGUUGCGGAACUGUGUGAUGAGAAAGCUUCGUGGGUGAAUGGCGCAUAUAUUCCCGUGACGGGAGGGGCAACCCUGUCCUAG
Molecule: messenger RNA, 795 nt
Organism: Fusarium odoratissimum NRRL 54006
Lineage: Eukaryota; Fungi; Ascomycota; Sordariomycetes; Hypocreales; Nectriaceae
Exons: 1
Coding region: 1-795 (264 amino acids)
Source: RefSeq, a predicted model, not a curated record